This is a messenger RNA of Varanus komodoensis (Komodo dragon), 5208 nucleotides long. RefSeq names its product TBC1 domain family member 10B (gene TBC1D10B). The record is from RefSeq and is a predicted model, not a curated record. The coding region runs from base 129 to 2534 and encodes 801 amino acids. NCBI's taxonomy places the organism in Eukaryota, Metazoa, Chordata, Lepidosauria, Squamata, Varanidae. The transcript has 9 exons.
UGCCGCUUAGGCGGGGGGGAGCGCGAGGCUUUGAGCUUCCUUCCAUCUGCCCCCCCCCAAUAUAGUUCAGGCUUUGGCUGGGCGACUAGGCCGCAUCCCCCCCUUGGGGGGGAGGGGGCCAGGUUGUUAUGGAGACCGGUUCUGGGGAUCCCCCAUCAUCCUCACCUCGGUAUAAUACCCCUCGUUCAACUCUACAUGCUCUGAAGGGGAUGGGCCCAAUUCCUGAGGCAUUAGGAGUGUCAGGAGACAACAUCUCAACUGUGCCCCUGGCAACAGCCAAGGCAGUAACAAUGGAAACCGUGGAAGCAACCAUGCCGACCAGCAGCACCACAGCAGCACCAUGCAGUGCCACAGAAAUGACAUUAACCAUGAUGACCGCAGAGAUGUCGCUUUUGGCCAACGAUGUGGGAAGCGUUGCAUCUUCUCUGCAGGUAGCAUCUGAUGCUAUCACUGCUGACAUUAUUCCUGUGAAAGACAGGCCUUCUGAGGAGACGGUACCUGUGACCAAUUUGGUGGUGUCCAUGCCUGCUACAGUAACGGUAAAUGGAACAUCAGUGGUGUCAUCCCAUGAUGUAAGGAUGAUGUCAUCACCUGUGGAUUUGCCUAAACAGACCGGUGUGAAGUCCCUGCCGGUUCCACCGGAAUCUCCAACGGUGGUGGUGGUGGCACCUAGUCCUGCAACACCACCAGAGAAGACUCCACCCACAACUCCAGAGGGUUUAGCUCCCAAUGAUCUUUCCACCCCACAGCUUCUGCAAGACAUGGGCUCCCAGUCCAGUCUGGGCCCGCUGGCAUGCAGGGCCCCUCCAGCGCCUGAUACCUUAAGCUACUUGGAUUCUGUCAGCCUCAUGUCCGGCACACUGGAAUCACUCACUGGCCCUGGAUUUUUUGAUGAUGCCAGCUCUCUGGGUUCGGAUUCUGAGAUCAAUGGACUGGCAUACCGCAAGACGGACAAAUAUGGCUUCCUAGGAGGCAGCCAAUAUUCUGUAUCAUUUGAAAGUUCUAUCCCUGUGGAUGUGGCCCGACAGAGGGAACUCAAGUGGCUGGAUAUGUUUUCCCACUGGGACAAAUGGCUAUCACGCAGAUUCCAGAAGGUGAAAUUACGCUGUCGAAAGGGGAUUCCUUCUUCCCUCCGUGCCAAAGCAUGGCAACUUCUCUCCAACAGCAAAGAACUUCUGGAUCAAAAUCAGGGGAAAUUUGAGGAGUUGGAACGUCAGAUUGGAGAUCCGAAGUGGCUUGACGUGAUUGAGAAAGACCUACACAGGCAGUUCCCUUUUCAUGAGAUGUUUGCAGCUCGAGGCGGCCAUGGGCAACAGGAUCUGUACCGCAUCCUGAAAGCCUACACCAUCUACCGCCCAGAUGAGGGCUAUUGCCAAGCACAGGCACCUGUGGCUGCCGUUCUGCUGAUGCACAUGCCUGCAGAGCAAGCUUUCUGGUGCCUGGUGCAAAUCUGUGAGAAAUAUCUCCCUGGCUACUACAGUGCUGGACUGGAGGCCAUCCAGCUGGAUGGGGAGAUCUUCUUUGCCCUGCUCCGACGAGCAUCCCCCAUUGCCUACCGCCACCUGAAGAGGUACAAGAUCGACCCCGUCCUGUAUAUGACCGAGUGGUUUAUGUGCAUCUUCUCCCGGACCUUACCCUGGAGCUCGGUGCUGCGAGUCUGGGAUAUGUUCUUCUGUGAAGGGGUGAAGAUAAUUUUUCGGGUGGGCCUGGUGCUGCUCCGAAACACACUAGGAUCCAUUGACAAGCUGCGCUCAUGCCAAGGCAUGUACGAGACAAUGGAGAAGCUGCGAAAUCUGCCUGUUCACUCCAUGCAAGAAGACUUCUUGGUUCACGAGGUCAUUAAUCUCCCAGUGACUGAAGCCCUCAUUGAGCGGGAGAACGCCACCCAGUUAAAGAAAUGGCGGGAGACCCGGGGCGAGCUGCAGUACAAGCCCUCCCGCCGGCUCCACGGCUCCCGAGCCAUCCACGAGGAGCGCUACCGCAUGAACCCUCCCCUGUCUGCCAGUGCCAGCCUGCUGAGCCUCACGGGCCUAAAGCAGAGGGUGUCCCUCAGCAGCAGCGGUGGCCCUUCCUUCUCCCCAGCACACUCCGUCAGCUCCCUGGCUGUGUCGGCGGCCCCCCCUCCAGUCCCUCCUGGCGCUCAGAGCCAGGUGGUGGUGUCCGAGGGCCUCCACCCUGCCUUGCCCUCCCCCACUGGGAAUAACAUGCCCCUGGGGGGGCCCAAGAAGGGGAGCAGCAGCAAAGAAGAGAAACGGAAGGAGAAGGAGCGGGAGAAGCAGGAGAGGAUGGACAAGGAGAGGCAGAAGCAGGAGAAGGAGCGCGAGAAGAAGCUGCAGAAGGAGCGGGAGAAGCAGGAGAAGGAGCGGGAGAAGAAGCAGCAGAAGGAAAGAGCCAAAGAGGAAGCCAAGCUGAAGAAAGAGAGGAAGUUGUCUCUGAGGAAAAAGGAACCCAAAACAGCCCCUCUGCCACCCACUGAGGGAGGGAAAGAUGGGGAAACGCCCGGGGCAUCAGUGCUUCAUGACACAUACUUUUGAACAGGGCUGGGGGCAUCACAUGCCCCAGCGACUCCCUCCCACCAGCCAAGGACCAAGGUGGUGGCUGCUGCCAGAGAUUUACUGUGGUAGGGGGACCCAGAGGGCAGGAGGAGGUGUGCCCGAGGGCACGGCUGCUGUGCACUGAACCACCCAAGUUAAGGCCACAGUAGGGAGGAGGGUAUUUAACUCGCAUCCGCAUUUUCAUCUCCCUUUCUGUGCCUGAGGUGGAACUGACCCCCUUCCCUCCUCAGUCUUCUCUCAUGAAAAGGGCCAAAACAGAAUGGCUGCUGUGUUCAUAGUGGCUGCAGAAGAUGGCUGCCCCACGGUGGGUUUUGCCAAAGCCGGUGGGUGCAAAUGCACAACCCACCCCCCUCCCCCCUCCCUCCCCAAGGGUUGGAGUAUUCACUAAGGAGGUAAUCAUAUUACUAAUAAUAACUCCAACGUCCCCCUCUCAAGUAUUGUACAUAGAACCAUCUCUUGAUACACCUGUCUAACCACUCCAGGCUACGUCUGCCCAGAGGGCUAGUUUUAAGAGCAACCUACAGUCUUUCCUCCCCAGCCCCCCAAUAUAUUAACAAACCCCUCUUCCAUUGCAAGUUGGGUUGGCCCUUGUGACUGUACUGCAUAUUCUUUCCUAGCUGCUCCCCAAACUGGAUAGACUCCCGGAAGGCACUUAUAUCCUGUUGAGCCCUCCUUCUUGUGCAAAUGUGCGUGCGCACGCAGAGAUGCCUGCCAUGCACGGUGGUCUACAGGCUGAGACAGCUGCCUUGUUUUCUGACAGAAUCUGUCUGUCUGGAGGUUCGCUUGACAAGACAUUUAACCAGGGGGGCUUUUCCCAUCAUGGACAUCUAGUGGACAGGGAAGCUGGGCAUGAUUGACUUCUUCCUGUCGUUGGAGCCAUUAGAGGCAGAAGGCCUGUGGUGCUGGAUGGAGGGUAAUCCGAGGACCCUGCUGCCCACACACUUGGCCAUUUGGCUGCUCCUAUGCAAGGGUUUCUUAGCAGUGGUCAGAAAAAAGCAAAGCAUCGGUGCCUAGAAAUGUCUUACUGAGUUACCUGGCCAAGAGGAGGAAUGAGAUCGGCCCAGGAUGAGGGGGGUAUUUUAUGAGCUCCCUCCCCCCUUUGUUAGGCACACAGUCAAGAGAUUUCCACUCCCCUGUGAGAAGCGAGAUCUGUUCCCCUGUCCUUGAGUAUUACCUUUUGGCACAAACAUUCCUGAGUCAUGCGAUGGUGGAUAACUUCUGUUUGGCCAGCUGCAGCUUGUAGACAAGAGAGGCAGCUGCAUUUCUUGGGAUCUUCAGCUGCUGAGGGCAGACUUUGGUAAGCUGUUUCUCCCCAAGCACUGGUGCCUGUGUACUAUAAAAACACAUCUUUGCCCUUCAUUAUUCGACAGAUCCAGUCUCUCCCCCACCCCCUUUGUUGGAUACAAAGGACGCAUCUCCAUUACAAGAUUAAACCAGUUGUGAGUUAGUUUUAACCUGCAUGGGUUUGUCCAGAGGCUUUAGGAAUUGUAGUUUUGUAAGGAUGCUGAGAGUUCUUUCAUAGGUCCACAUGUAGCUUUCCCCAACCUGGGUUCCUGGACCUCACUUCCAGCAUCCUCCAGCCAAGCAACUGGAGGUGCACCAGCUUGGGGAAGGCUGCUCCGUGCUCUCUUCACUAAACUUGGAAGGCUUCUUGAGCCGUGAUAGUUAAAACUGCUUGAAAGCUGGUUUUAUUUUGUUAAUGCAGAACUACAUUCCUAAAUGGUGCAUGCUCUACUCCCUCGUCCCUCAAUGAAAAACAAACCCGUGUCCUUUUUAAAUAACUGGAAUGUAUUUUCUUUGUGGUACGCUGUGCGACCAUAAAGGGGUCCCUUCUCCUUUUAUGUUACCAUGACGCUGGCAUUGGCUCAGUAGGCCUUUCAUGGUAGAGCAGAAUGCAGCUGGUCGGAUUCUGGUUUCUGUUCUGUGCUGUCUAGGGAGGCCCAGGAUGCUAAUGGGACCAGCAGAUUUGCAAGAACUAAAGAUUAGAACUGUAGGGGUCUGGGAAACUGCGAGACUGAACUUUUUGCUGCCUUGGAGUCAGAUUGGGCUAAGGCAACAAGCUUGGACUCAUGUAUGUCCACGACUCUUGUUCCUUUUGCUUUCACUUUCUGCAGCAUUGUUUUCUCUUAGGUCGCAUUCUCUGCAGUUGUGAGCAGAUUGCAAAUGAAGACCCUCAUUCAAAGCCUUGCUUCCCAGAAUACACCUGCCCCAAAUUGUGGUUUCUCCUUGAGCCAAAAGUCCUAUCUGCAACUUAGCAAAAAAGCUCCAUUAGCCCCUCCUGUUCUCUGUAUAUACCUUUUCUCUAUAACACACACACAUAUAUAUGUUUCAGUAUUGUAAUUAUGUAUACAGAUACUUGGGAUUUUUUUUUUUUUUUUUUUUUUUUGAUCUCGUGCUCUUAUUUAAUGGGACAGACACUGGAAAUUAGGAAUUCAUUUUCUCCCUUGCCUUUUAAAAUUUUUUAGGUUUUUUUUUUUUUUUUACCACCACCCUUAAUCAGGAAGAGCAGAAAAUUGAAAGUUUACAGCUCAUAUCUCCUUGCUGUCCUACUUGUUAAUAUUUUUCUUUCUUACUUUUUUGUGCCUCAUUCUCAUUGGACCCCCACUCCUCAACUGCUUUGUUUAAAAAUGUUAACAAAACAAAAUGAAGUUCA